Molecule: messenger RNA, 3740 nt
Organism: Seriola dumerili (greater amberjack)
Lineage: Eukaryota; Metazoa; Chordata; Actinopteri; Carangiformes; Carangidae
Gene: syn2a
Product: synapsin-2-like
Exons: 13
Coding region: 205-1611 (468 amino acids)
Biological process (GO): neurotransmitter secretion
Cellular component (GO): synaptic vesicle; synaptic vesicle membrane
Molecular function (GO): ATP binding
Source: RefSeq, a predicted model, not a curated record
UGGAGAGCGGCCCUAGUGGAGAUGAGGCGAAUGGUAGCAAAGUUUGGGGAUGUGUUGAUGCAAACAGCACGCCGCAAGCAGCUGAUCAACCUCCUGACUGCAACACAGACCAGCGGGGGCAUGCGGUGCUGUUGGAUCUUCUCAUCCACGAACAUCUGUGGGGAAAUGCUGGGCUAAGUAUUUCAGCAAAGCGGAGCUCCAGCCAUGAAUUAUUUGCGCCGGCGCCUCUCGGACAGCACGUUCAUCUCCAACCUGCCCAAUGGCUACAUGACAGACCUCCAGAGGCCUGACCCUGCUCAGCCUCCUCCACCUGCCACCACCACCACCCCUGCCAAGUCUCCUACAGCUGGGCCUACACCUCCAGCCACUUCCCCUGCUCCAGAGAGGAAAUCCCAGCCGGCUCAGUCCACCGGAGCGGGUUUCUUUAGUUCCAUCACCAACGUUGUUAAGCAGACAGCUGCCUCAGCAGGGCUAGUGGAGCAGACCCAAGUCACGACACCUAAGAAGUUUAAGAUUCUCCUGGUCAUCGACGAACCACAACAGGAGUGGGCAAAAUUAUUCAAAGGAAAGAAAGUAUAUGGGGAUUAUGACAUCAAAGUGGAGCAGGCUGAAUUCAAUGAGAUCAAUGUUGUGGCUCAUGCCAACGGGACCUGCAACGUUAACAUGCAGGUUUUGAGGAGUGGCACCAAGGUUGUCAGGUCAUUCAAGCCAGACUUUGUCCUCAUUCGUCAACAUGCCUUCAGUAUGACCCAGAACGAAGAUUUUCGCAACCUGAUCAUUGGUCUGCAAUAUGGAGGUGUCCCAAGCAUCAACUCCCUUGAGUCAAUCUACAACCUGUGUGACAAGCCCUGGGCGUUUGCUCAACUUAUAAACACCUACAGGAAACUUGGGGCUGAGAAGUUCCCUCUGAUUGAGCAGACCUUUUACCCAAACUAUAAGGAGAUGGUAAGCAUGCCAUCAUUCCCUGUUGUUGUGAAGAUUGGACACGCCCACUCUGGUAUUGGAAAGGUGAAGGUGGACAAUCACAGUAAGUUCCAGGACAUAGCCAGUGUCGUAGCUCUCACCCAGACGUACACAACCACAGAGCCUCUCAUUGACUCCAAGUAUGACAUCCGAAUCCAGAAGAUUGGCAGUGACUACAAAGCCUACAUGAGAACAUCUAUUUCUGGAAACUGGAAGACCAACACAGGCUCAGCUAUGCUUGAACAAGUAGCCAUGACUGACCGGUACAAGCUCUGGGUUGACACGUGCUCAGAGAUUUUUGGGGGUCUGGAUAUCUGUGCAGUCAAAGCCAUCCAUGGAAAAGAUGGCAGAGAUUAUAUCACAGAGGUGGCAGGCUCCUCCAUGCCUCUGGUAGGGGAGCACCAGGCUGAGGACAGACAGCUCAUUGCCGACAUGGUGCUGACAAGAAUGAAGCUGUUAGCAGAGAAUGAAGCUAAUGCUCCCCAGAGACCCACCACUAUACAGCCAUCCCAGGGAGCUGGCCAGAAGGGAGAGAUCGCUGGCGAACCCACUAAGAACGGUGCCGGGCGCCCACCUCAAGGUUGUCUGCAGUACAUUCUCGACUGUAAUGGCGUUGCAGUGGGUCCAAAACCAGUCCAGGCCAACUGAGUCACCCAGGAGAACGGGGGAAAGUCUCAGAGUCUAGAUAACAAUGACGUACCAUAGCUAAUCGCAAGCGCAGACGUGUGUGUGUGGACGCUGAUAGCUAGAAUCAGAUCUUGGCGCCGUGAGCUUGGUACAGCUGAGUGCUGGCCUGGACUGUGUUUUUAACUCUAUGCAGUGUCAAAAUGUACUGUCUACUUGUUGACCUGUUGAUUUGUGUGCUUGUAUAGGUCACCUAUGUUUCAGUAGCUGUGGAUUUUCUUUGGGGCUGUUGUUGAUGAUGUAAAAAGCAGAUUGUGCCUACACUGAGUUCAGUGCUGCUCUGUGCUACUUGUUUGACCCAGCUAUGACUCUUUCAUUUGCCCCCUACCCCCUUUCUGUUUUCUAUUUUGGUGUGUAUCUUUAGAUAUUGUUCAAACUGUGGACUAUCGUGCAGUUUGAAGUUUGUGUAUAUCUCAAUAUGUAUACAGUACGUGGGUGUGUAUGACUGUAGUGGUGAUUAUUUUCAUGUUUAUACUAAUAGAUAUUUAUUUUUGUUUUGCAUGAUUGACACAAAGGCAGGUGUAAGUCAGUUAUAAAUGUCUGAACAAGUGGGAUGUUCAUGUAACAUCGCUGUUUUACCCUGUGAUUCAUGCAUUGUGAAUGUGUCAUAAGAAAGGAAUAUUAUAUAGGCUCUAGAGGAUACAUAUAUUCAUACCCAAACAUGCAUUAACACAUUGAGAGUGACUGUGUGCACUCCUGCAUACACACACAAUAGAGACAUGCAGUAUGUUGCCUUUCAUAAAGUUAUUUUUUUUCAUCCAUAAUGUCACAAUGUCACAAGAGAAGAGAUUAUUUAGGAUGAUUUUAGAAUACUUAUAGAUGGACACAUAAUAAAUAUUAAAAUUAGUAUAAGAUUUAUUACAGAUUGUAUUAUGUAGGGUGUUGUGCAGGUGUAUGCACACACAACUUCAAUAUAUUUGUAUAAUUUUGAACCAAAGAAUAAAUUAUUUACUUUCAAUAACAGUAUUUGCACUCCAGGAACCCACAAUGUAAAUAUCAGCAAGGGGACUGUUAAUGCUGUAGUGUCACAUGGAGUGUGUAAUUUCAUCAGAGAACAGCACUCCAAGACAGCACAAAUAGCAUGUUGCAAAUCACACACCAGUGAACUGAUGCUGUGUUCAAAUUGUUGUCUUUUGCAUUAGGUUGCAUGGAAGCAGACAUUGUAAUUGAUAAUGAAAAAAGUGUUUAAUGUCAGAUCUGCUGUGAGAUGCCUGAUAUAAAGUCCACCCCAUGGCCCUCACACUGGAUAUCGGCUAUCGUGGUGUUUCCAUGACAACAAUGCAAGUGCUCAGAGGUUUAGUGUGGAUUUGUGCCCGUGUUACAGCCAUUCAAAGAUCUAGCACGUUUACCCUUAUCACACACUCUUCCAGUGAGUUGAUGGAAAGUGCAAUAUAAGUCUUUUUUUUUUACAAAAUAAUGUAUUUAUUUUGAAAUCAGAUCUUCCAUCGAAUUGAUUAAAAAAAAAAAACUAUAUUCAUCCACUCAUUGAAUUGUUUUGAAAACAUUUUCACACAAAUGUCACAAUCACUCAGUUGUUGUCCAGUGGCUAUGGUGGAGGUCCCUCAUAUGAAUGGUGAAACAGCUAAAUAGCAACCAAAACAACUGUAAAAAGAAAUCUGGACCAUUUUCCAACAAUUUGUUUGUUACUCUGAUAUAAAGUAUGUUCAGCAAGCUCUGUGUGCAAUUCUUUUCCAAGUUGUAUAAAGUGCCAUUGUAUCUGUGAGCGUAUCCUUGUAAAAGCCAUGCCUGAGGCUUUAUGGAUGUGUUGUUCUGUUUACUAGGAAAUAUGCCAUGACAUUGAUUUCCAAGGGAGGAUCGUGCUGGGGUUCUCCAGUCUCAAAAGCUGCAUGGUUAGGCCUUGGUUCGGUGAUUGAUAAAUUAUAAUUGGGUGUGUUUAUUUGGCCGUUGUGUUGAGGUGAAACUUAUGUCGUCAGACCUGCAGGACUUUAAGGGCGAUGGUAACUUAUAUGUGUACUUUUAAAACCGGUGUUGGACUGUUUAAAUCAAGAUCAGAAUAUAAUAUAUUGUGGAAAAAAGUCCGUUCUGGAUAUUUCCCCUCUUGUCACUGGCAAUAAAGCUUCAUUUGCAAUAUA